Messenger RNA from Theileria annulata, 1482 nucleotides. RefSeq lists its product as uncharacterized. Lineage: Eukaryota; Apicomplexa; Aconoidasida; Piroplasmida; Theileriidae. The record is from RefSeq and is a predicted model, not a curated record. The coding region runs from base 1 to 1482 and encodes 493 amino acids. The transcript is spliced from 6 exons.
AUGACUGAAUGUAGAAUUGUAACAUUCGACCCAUCAAAACUCAAAUCGUCGGAAUUCGAUCCAGAACACGGAAAAAACGAACAAUGUCAUGAUUCUUCAAUGUGUAAUGGCUCAAACGAACUUGAAGAUAUUGAUCUGCUCAGAGAUAUUUUUUUCAACUUAAAGACAAGCUCAAGGACCGACUGGAGUAAUAUAAACAUUGAAAGAAGACAUGAUUUUAAAUUUUGGGCAGAUGUUACACACAAUUUUGGAUUUGAUAUCUUGAAGUCAGUGUUUAGCAUUGGUACCUCUUAUUGUGACAAUUACAAUUUUGUAAAAUACCAUAUUAAAACUGUUUUUGGAGAUGAAUUAUCCUCAACUCCAAAUUACACUCUUACUCUGAGAAAUGAAGUUGCAUUUCAUCUUCUAAGUGGAAUGAUUGAGAAUAGAAUUCCGGGUUCUCUAAGACUAAUUGUCAGGGGAAACGGUUACUCAUUUUUUGAAAACAGAAUAAAUGAUCUUUUAACGUCAAAAGUUAUUAAUCAUGAAGCCUUAUGCUAUAAUAUGAACGCGUUAAUGGCUUUGUUUCCUUACCUACUCGAAUACAAAUCUGUAAACUUAUGGCAAAUGUGUUUCCGCUUUGUUUCAUCAAAGUUAUGGAAGUACAUGUGGUAUAACGUCGGAAUAAAACUCAAAUCAAAUCAUGAAGAACCUGUGGAAAAAAUGUUUUACACUUUCCUGGAGCUUUCAACAGUUUACUUUUACGGGGCCAGAGGUCCUGGGUUUUUGAAGAAACUACAUUCGUCAUCCACAUGUUACUUGUGGAAUUCCAUAAUACCUUUGAUUUCCUGGAGUAUGGAUAGGAGAAUUUUGUGUAAAAUCGUUACUUUCGUUUCUGACAUUUUACUAUUGACAAUCUCUGACAAAUGUCUGGAUAAAGUGCCUAGAGAUGUUUUGAAGGCUCUAAAACAUAACGUGAAGAGAUCGCUGGAUAAAGGAAUUUCAGAAGGUUUUAACAUACCAGAGGGUAUUUCAAAUGUCGAAUUUAAGAUCUAUCAUUCUAAUAUUUGUGUUGGAAUGUUAGAAAGACUUUAUCAAGUUUUACAAGCUAAUCCUGGGGAUUUAGUGGGAAAAGUGCACUUAAUUUAUGACCUUUCAUCACUAUCCUCCUCCAAAAUCACAGCUCCCUACAAAUGUAAAAAUAUUUUUGAACCAAUAAAUGAAGAAAAAGUAAAUUUUUCUCCCACUAAGAUAUUUCCAAGAGUAUUGCCCUGCUUCAACUAUGAAUGCUCUAGGGUUUAUCAUUUAGAUCUCCCACAGAUUCAUCUUGUAAACAACGAACAAGUUAAUUUUUUUUACUGCAAAAGGUGUGGAAUACCAAGCUACUGUAGUGAACGCUGUUUUGAUGAACACUGGCAGAUCUCUCAUAAAGAGGUACAUUUUCCCCCAAAUCUGAUUUUCAAAUACUCUCAACGUUACAAGAUGCCAAUUUUGGAUCCUUAG